Messenger RNA from Mollisia scopiformis, 830 nucleotides. RefSeq lists its product as uncharacterized. The coding region runs from base 156 to 629 and encodes 157 amino acids. The transcript has a single exon. NCBI's taxonomy places the organism in Eukaryota, Fungi, Ascomycota, Leotiomycetes, Helotiales, Mollisiaceae. The record is from RefSeq and is a predicted model, not a curated record.
ACAUGCAUGGUGAUGCAGUCGAAGAACAAAGUUGUCGAGUCACAACGUGGUGCCAUACACCAUACGGGAAAAGAAGCAUAUAAUUGUGCGCGGUAUAGCUGAGCCAAGUUGGAAUCUGAAACGUGAAGAGGUCGAAUCGAGGUUGGCGGCCCGUGAUGUGGCAUGUCGUUGUUGGCAUCAGCUCAGCCUUGUCGACCUAUAUUUGGCCCAAUAUCACGAGGCUAGACAUGGUCGCGCGAGAGAAAACCUGGUGGUCUCGAAUGCAUUCCUUCUUUCUCGUUCAUGUGAUAUGGAUUGUUGACAACAGAUCAAGUUUUGAUUGUCUGCCUUCCAUGAUUGUUGUUGACUUUGACUUCCAUCUUGUUCUUGUUCUUGUUCUUGUUCACGCCAUGAGGUCGCUCUUGCUCGGUACAGUACAGCAAACGGUCUCGCCAAAGGGUCGUCCUUCCCAAUCGGAUCCAAUCCCACUCUCGUUUAGACUCAAGAUCAAGAUGCUGAUUCUCACGCCCUGUCGUUUGCAUCCUUCCAAGAAAAAGAGAAAUCCUGUCACUCAUUCACACUCACACUCACACUCACUUCUCAGCUGCCAUCAUCCCAGGCAGAAUCAAACCAGGCAACGGGAAUCUUGAUUAUCGUGACUGUUACACGUCAAACGACUCGUUCAUCUCAUCAUCUCUCACAACCCUGACUCAAAGUCACGUCCAACCUUCUCACCUCGUACCAUGGCCACGAAUGAGGAAUCCCCACGAACGGGGCAAACCCUGGCAAUCAUUGGCUGCGGUUCGUUCCCUCCGCUUCGCCUCCACUGAAUGAAAACUAACCUUAACCCG